Messenger RNA from Phycomyces blakesleeanus NRRL 1555(-), 762 nucleotides. RefSeq lists its product as hypothetical. NCBI's taxonomy places the organism in Eukaryota, Fungi, Mucoromycota, Mucoromycetes, Mucorales, Phycomycetaceae. The coding region runs from base 1 to 762 and encodes 253 amino acids. The record is from RefSeq and is a predicted model, not a curated record. The transcript has a single exon.
AUGAAGAAAUAUCUCAAGGAUACAUCCAAAGCUGACUUAAUCCGAGCAACUUUACCUAUGAUACAAAAUAAGAAGCACAAGUUGUUACUACAUGAACUCACCAAUUCUGCCAUCAUCAUCAAUAUGCCACCCACAAACACUGCCCACAAUUUUAAUCUAAGCAGCUUCCUUAAUUCUAUGAACAAUACAGAUCAAACCAAAGGGAAUGAGCCAUUAUCUGAAGAUUGUUAUCUGCUCAAAAUUGGCAACUAUGAACCUAUGAAAGAACAAGAAUAUGACCAUUUCCUUGAGUUUUACCAUUUAAGAUAUGAAAGCAUAUAUCUACGAGGCUAUCAGGAGGCAGUCAUUAAUUUACCAUUUAUAAACAACAUAAUUCAAAAUAUGCCAUCUAUAAAUCUUCUUAGCCAGGUCUAUAAAGCUGGAUCUUUCAUACAGGCAUCAUUCCAAAGAACUAGAACCAAUGCAAUCAAGACAUAUACUGGUCAAAUACAACACAUCUUUAUAAAUGACAUCGUCGACCAUACACCGUAUAAGCCACUUUGCCACACUUUUGCCUAUGUCAAGUGGUACAUCCCUGCAGUCAAAAAUGCAGCAAGAGUUGAGGGUGUCGUAAUUGAUGACUUUCGUUUUUUUACAGAUGACUUUCAUUGUAUAUUGCCCAUUUAUUGCAUCUCAUCAUCUGUUGUCAUUGGUGAAUGUGUAAAUGCAAAAAAAGUUGUCAGGAUGGUUAUUGUAUCAAUUCUUAGAAAAGUAUAUGCUUAA